AUGGCUAACGUGGAUCCUCUCGAGCUGGCCAAGGUCUUUGUCAAGACGGUCGCCCGCAUGUUCUACGAGACGGAGCACAUCGUCAUCGUCGACGCCCUUGUCUUCCAUGGCGCACUCACGACGGCGGAUCUGUGUCUCGUGCUGGACUGGGGCAAGAACUCGAAGGGAGUGGGCAAGUUCAUCGGGAAACUGAAGCAGGGCGGCCUGAUCUCGACCCACACGCGCCAGGAGAUGCGCGAAGGUGCGAUGAAAGCCAUUAGCCGCGACUAUUUCUACAUCGACUAUCGCCGGGCCAUCGAUGCUACCAAGUACAGACUCCAUAUGCUCGAUGAGCAGAUAAAGAAGGAUGCAGCGCCCACGCAGGAGAAGAAGGAACUUCAAUGCAAGCGGUGCAAAUCCCAGUGGACGCAUAUCGAAGUCAUGGAUUGCAUCGACCAUCUAGGCCGGGAAAGUGGUUUUCUCUGCAAGACCUGCGGCUUUCCCCUCGUCGAGAUCGAUAACGAAGGCGACGCGGACAGUGGAGACAUCCCUGCCAAAUUCAACAAGUUCUUUGGCCCUCUCCUCAAGCUUAUGCAGCAGGUCGAUGAAGUCGUCAUUCCCGCAGUGGAAGGGCAUGACGCUGUUGAAGGAGCGGUGGAGCUACCGCGGGACAAGGAGAUCAACCCGGUCGCAAAGCACGAGGUCGUACAGCCCAAGACGACUAAGCCGACAACCGUCAAAGGAAUGACUACUAUCGCGCCAGAGAAGAUCGAGGUGUCAAUAGCCACGGAUUCGGAGUACAACGAAGCUGCACGGGCCGCGGAGCAGGAGCGCCAGGCCAAGAUUGCAGCGCAGAACCUGCUUCCUGAGUGGCACACAAAGUCCACUGUCAUCACUGAUAAUGCCAACGGUCCUUCGAACAUCAAGACAGAAGUGAAUGGCACAGCCCUGCCGGUUAUCCGGGCAGAGACGGUCGACGAGAAGAAAUAUCAAGAAACAUCACUUGAUGAUGUAUUCGCACAGAUAGCGGCUGAGCAGCGGGAAAAUGAGGCAAAAGAGGCUGAAGAGUCAUCAUCAGGCGAAGAAGACGAAGAGGAUGAAGACGAGUUUGAAGACGUGGUUGCUACUACUUCUGUAGCACCGGAAGCCAAGCGUCUCAAGCUUGAGUCCUCGGCGGCACCCUCGCCGGCCGGCGGCAUAACACCAGCGGCUUCGACAGGCGAUGGCGGGGACGAAUCCGACGAAGACGAGUUCGUCGAUGUUUAAAUGAAUUCAGCAUAGCGAUGGCGUUUGGGAAGGUAUGGCGUUUGGACUUUGGUUAUCUUUGACUUCGGGAUGCGCAUGUUCGACGGCAACAGCGGAGAACAUUACAGUCUGGGUUACUGUCACGCACAGCCACUGCUCCAUCUCGACGAGAUUGAAAAUGCAUAGACUGGUGAGACUGGGGGCUCAGGAUGGUGCAACAAUCUAUGUUAGAAGGAGUUAUAUAUCCAGCUUUGAGAGAAUUCCAUAAAGAUAGACACAAUGUAAAUCCUCU
Messenger RNA from Westerdykella ornata, 1516 nucleotides. RefSeq lists its product as uncharacterized. Lineage: Eukaryota; Fungi; Ascomycota; Dothideomycetes; Pleosporales; Sporormiaceae. The transcript has 3 exons. Bases 1 to 1245 code for a protein of 414 amino acids. Gene Ontology annotation, biological process: transcription open complex formation at RNA polymerase II promoter; transcription initiation at RNA polymerase II promoter. The record is from RefSeq and is a predicted model, not a curated record. Gene Ontology annotation, cellular component: transcription factor TFIIE complex.